AUGGAUCUAACUCACAUUCCUGAAGAUUUAUCCAGUUGUCCAAAAUUUGGAAAUAAGUCCUGUCCUCCCACCAACCGCCAUUUUCAUAUUCGAGUAAUAAUGUACUCAAUUAUGAUCGGAGCCAUGUUCAUCACUAUCUUUGGAAACUUGGUCAUAAUCAUUUCCAUAUCACAUUUCAAGCAGCUUCACUCUCCCACAAACUUUCUGAUUCUCUCCAUGGCAACCACAGACUUUCUGCUGGGUUUGGUCGUUAUGCCGUAUAGCAUGGUGCGAUCAGUAGAGAGCUGCUGGUAUUUUGGGGAUGGCUUUUGUAAAUUCCACACAAGCUUUGACAUGAUGCUAAGUCUGGCCUCCAUUUUCCACCUCUGCUCCAUUGCUAUUGACAGAUUUUAUGCUGUGUGUUACCCUCUACACUACACAACCACAAUGACCAUCUCCAUGAUAAAGUGGCUGCUGGCUUUUUGCUGGUCAGCCCCUGCUCUUUUUUCUUUUGGUUUAGUUCUAUCCAAGGCCAAUGUUUCUGGUAUGCAGAACUAUGAGAUUCUCAUUGCUUGCUUCAAUUUCUGUGCACUUGCUUUCAACAAAUUUUGGGGGACGAUAUUAUUCACUACAUGCUUUUUUACUCCUGGCUCCAUUAUGGUUGGUAUUUAUGGCAAAAUCUUUAUUGUUUCCAAACGACAUGCUAGAGUUAUAGACAACAUGCCUGAAAACACAAAGGGGGACGUGAGAAAAAACUUAUCCAAGAAAAAGGAUCGCAAAGCAGCCAAGACCCUGGGCAUAGUAAUGGGAGUGUUUCUAGCUUGCUGGCUGCCUUGUUUUCUUGCUGUUUUGAUUGACCCAUAUUUAGGCUACUCCACUCCCAUGAUAGUACUUGAUCUUUUAGUGUGGCUUGGGUACUUCAAUUCCACUUGCAAUCCUCUCAUUCAUGGCUUCUUUUAUCCAUGGUUUCAAAAAGCUCUUAAAUACAUAGUGUCAGGAAAAAUAUUUAGCUCCCAUUCAGAAAGUGCAAAUCUGUUUCCUGAAGCACAUUAA
Molecule: messenger RNA, 1032 nt
Organism: Odocoileus virginianus texanus
Lineage: Eukaryota; Metazoa; Chordata; Mammalia; Artiodactyla; Cervidae
Source: RefSeq, a predicted model, not a curated record